Molecule: messenger RNA, 4788 nt
Organism: Tachysurus vachellii
Lineage: Eukaryota; Metazoa; Chordata; Actinopteri; Siluriformes; Bagridae
Gene: fignl2
Product: fidgetin like 2
Exons: 3
Coding region: 389-2461 (690 amino acids)
Molecular function (GO): ATP hydrolysis activity; ATP binding; microtubule severing ATPase activity
Source: RefSeq, a predicted model, not a curated record
AGCCUCAAGUGCACACCAUUACUGUCCAGACCGAACACCAUCGAUCCCUCCAUCCAGGAGCUUGUAGGGAGUUGCCUGAAAUUACAGCGCUGUAGUUCCUGCCCUGUUCCCGUCAUGCUGCUGCUGCUCGCGCUCAUGUAAAUUGUACAUUGAUUUCACAGCCAGCCUGCCUUUCUUAAGGAAUUAAGCGGUUCGAGCUGCUCCGACAUUGAUUCAGAGUCAGAUCACAAUUUAUUAUUGCUGUCAACAACAAGAUUUCUCAAGGAGACAACUUCUGGAUGUGGAUCUGGAUGUAUAGUGUCCUACACUGUGAUGGAUUACAGACGCACAGACGCUAACCUGACUUUCCCUGCAGAAGUGUCACCGUAAACCAGACCACGUCCGCAGAAUGCUGAGUCCUAUUGUUCCAUAUAGUCUGUUGAAGAUGCACUGGAACCCGGAGCAUGCCCAGCCCCUGAGCCAGUGGCCCGAGCAGCAUUUGGAUGUAUCUUCCACCACCUCCUCACCCGCCCACAAACCAGAGCUGUAUUCAGCACGAGGCCGUGGCUCCUACAGCUACGCCUGGGCCAAUGAUGACAUCUCAGCCCUCACUGCCUCCAACCUGCUGAAGCGCUAUGCUGAAAAAUACUCGGGUGUGCUGGAAUCAGCCUAUGAGCGCCCUGCUGUGGGUGCCUACCCUGAGCCUGGCGCCUUUGGAGCUCUCAAUGGCAGCCAGAAGAGUGAACUGGAGCCCUGGUCCCUCUCUCACAGCACUGAUUCAACUUAUCCUUUGGUUCCUGCAUCUACCCACGAUGGUCUGAAAGUGACACCAGCACCCACAAUGCCACCUGGAUCAGGCAGUGUCUCUGCAGGCAGCAGCAAUCUGUCAGACUCAGGCUACAGUGGGAGCAGUUCAUGCAGUGGUCCUCAUUCCAGUGACUACCCACCUAGCUACAAUGGUACCUACCUCUCAUCAGGAUACUGUCCACAAGGCAGCUCAGCACUUCCCCCAGCACCACUUCAUGCCCUGCAGUCUGGCCCCACCCUCUUGCCCAGCUACACACCCUCUACUCCAGUCUAUAACUAUCCUCCUGCCUCCUACCCUCACCAGACCAGCCUUGCACCCACUUACAGCCACCCGACUCCCCCUUACCUUCCCUCUGGUAUCGCUGCUCCAACUCCCAUCACUUCACGGCCAACAGUGUUAGGAGGCAGCUACAGUUACCAGAACAGUAGCCUGGGCAGCUCAGAGACUGCAGGUUCACUGAAGAGGAAGGCAUUUGAAAUGACUCCUGAAGAGGAAGAGGAGGAUGGGAGAUCACGCUAUAGGAAAUAUAGCUAUGAAGCCUUAAAGUCUGGUGGGGACUCACCAUAUAGUGUAGGUGACAAAGCAGAAUGCAGAGGAAAUGGUUUUGUAACUACCAAUGCGGACCCACAGGUAUUCAAGCCCAGCAAACCUGGAUCACAGCCAGGCAUUGCAGGUGAUGAGGUGGGCAAAUACAGUGGCCUGAAACCCCUGCUUUCGCCAGCAUAUGGAACAGCUGGUGAAUACAGCCCCCCAACAGCCAUGACAGGAGAGAACGGAGGAGCUGAGCAUGGCUUUCCACAGCAACAGCGCUCACUCAAACACCCUGAGCCACUUAAGAGUACAGAGCAGCGCCUGCUGGAGGUAGUAAACAAUGAGCUACAGGACUGCACACUGCCUCCACUGUGGUCAGAUCUAGUUGGUCAUGCUCGUAUAAAAGCAGUUCUAGAAGAGGAGCUGCUGUGGCCAGCACUGCGUUCAGACAGUUCUGUUCGGCCUCCCCGAACUGUGCUACUGUUUGGUCCACGAGGGGGGGGCAAAACCACACUGGUGCACUCCAUGGCCACACAGCUUGGGGCCACUUUCUUCAGGCUGAGUGGCACCACUUUGCUAACCAAGUGGAAAGCUGAGGCUGAGCAGCUUCUGGGCAUGCUGUUCUCAGUGGCUGCAGCGCGCCAGCCAGCAGUGGUGCUGCUGAGUGAGUUAGAGGCCUUCGAGGAUGACAAGGGUCUCAGACAGCAGCUGCAGGCACAGUUGGAGAAGGUACAGCGUGGCAUGGUGAUGGUGGUGUGUUCCACGCGCCAUCCAGAGCUUCUGAAAGAGCCACUGCUGCACUGCAUGGCCAAGCGCUACCAUGUCAGCCUACCAGACGGAAGUGGGCGCAGGCAGCUGCUCCUGCAAGCUCUUGGGCCUCAUGGCUGCAGUCUGAGUGAACAGGAGUUGGCUGCUGUCCUGCAGCGCUGCGAUGGAUUCUCUGCACGUGAGCUGCUGCAGCUCAGUCAGCAGGCCCUUGCUUCAGCAUCAGCUUCAGGCACUGGUCAGAUGCACAGCCUUGGUGUGCCCCUCUCCUCGCCAGCCUUCAAAGACUUUGAGAGUGCUUUCUGUAAGGUGCGACCGCAUGGGGCUCCCAAAGAACUGGACACUUGUAUGGAAUGGAGCAAGGUGUACAGCCACUAAGGGACAGUUCAGCCACUGGAAUCGGGACUGCUUAUCUUUGUGCAGAGGUAGAAAGCCUCAUGGAUACCUUUUUCCUUUUCUUAUUUGUUUUCUUUUUGUAGCUACAUACAUUGCAGCCAAAAAGGGGGGUUAUUUGGGGAGAUUACAUUUUACGGUGAAAAGGCAUUUUAGAAUGAACACUUUCUUGUCUUGGAAACAUGCCAUGGUGUGCUGUUUUUCUAUAAAUAAACAUAUACUUUAUUUUUCUUCCCCAAAGAAAUUAAAUAUUAGGCAUUUAUCAGAGGGGGCAAUUGCUAGUUGUUUGCUAAUAGAAAACCUGAAACGUUUUCUGGAAUUUCACUAGAAUUCUGAUGAGCCUUGAUCCUGGAAUGAACCUGGAUUAUAUUAAUAAUGCCCAACAUUAACUGCAAUUCUCAGGAUCCUAUUUAUUGCCUGUCUGCUCCAAUGGCAUUAUAUUUUUUAUUAUUUUGAUUUAGUCCAAAUUGAUAUUUUGGUGUUAAAACGGCUUGGGAUGUAUUGGAGCAAAUAAAGCGUUUUUGACCAAAAAUGAUAGAAGAGCACCAUGUCGUUUUAAAUGAUACCUGCCCUAUUGACAGCAUUUUACCAAAAGGGAACCACCGUUAUGCAACCCGCUUAAAACCAACAAUAUUGUGCAAAAUUGUUAGACCAUGGUCAUGUUGUUUGCACUUUGUCAAAGCACGGUCUUUUCAUGAAAAGUGUAUGCAUCUCUACCCAAAUAGUAUUAAGACAUAGGAAGUAAGAGAGAAAGCGUGAGACUGGCCCUUACAGUCUGCACAAUCUGUACACUGUACAAACUAGACAAACAUGGAAUAUCCACAAUGUCCUAGGGCGUUAACCCAUAACCCCUAACUAUGAGUUCCUGCGUCCGUCUCACAUUCCUUACCCAGAUUUCUGAUUCAGUCUGAUGACAGUCUCUUUGGACCCUGGAAAUGCAAGAGCAAAAAAAAGUCUAAUAUUCUCUUCUGCUUACUAUUUUUUUUCUUAGAAUAUGUAGUCUUGUUUGAAAUACUCAGGAAGAAUUUCUUUACCUCAGAAAUGAUAACGAAUGUAUGUAACCUUAGGGUCUUAGUAGUGAAUAUUGAGGUGGUUCAGAGUUGUGUUUGUGUGUGUGAGAGAAAGAGAGAGAGAGAGAGAGAGAGAGAGAGAGAGAGAGAGAGAGAGAAAGAGGUCACAGAUCUAUACACACGCUUCAGCUGUGAUAUUACCUCAUAGGAGAAAACUUGAAAAUGCUACAAAGACUAACGUUGAAUGUAAUUCAGGUAUUUCAGGGGAUAUCUGAUGCCAUAAAAAUCCACAAUUUUUGUAAUUCUAUAUAUAUAUACAUAUUUCCUUCAUCCUUUCCAUUUAUUUUGGAUGUAGAUUUUGAUGGAGUGAUGAUUGUCUUCAUGAAACGUUCUUGUAGGUGGCAGGUCAGAUGCUCGAUUUUGUUGGACAAACUGUUUUGAUCAUUUUUUCAUAAAUCAUGCUGAAUUUGGUUUUAAUGGUGUUUUAGAGAUUUUAAAAUAGGCAUUAGACAUAACGCAUUAUAAUUCUUCAGAUUACAGAAACCAGCCCAAAGAUUAAUCAGAGCAGAUUUGUUUGCAACUGGCAGCUAAUCAUGUUUAAUAAUCGGUUGUGUCAUGCGGUUUCCGGUACACACACACUGCUGAUACACACUACAUGUAGACAAUCCAGAAGCUUCUACCAAUGUUAACGAUUUUGGCUUUCACUCCAAAUUCUCCAGAGUGCACCGAUGCCAUUGUUCUGCAAAAGUUACACAAAUCAUAUCCAAACAUAAUAAUCAUACAUAUAUUUACAAGUGAUUGUAUUGUAAGGGAUGGAUAGACCUUUGAGUUCAUUACUUCUUUCUCAUCCUCUUGUUGUUUUUUUUGUUUUUCUAUUUGGUCACCAUUCUCCUUGAACCCUACAGCACCGUUCAAGCUUUGCUGGUGGCUUCUGACACGACACAGAAUGCGGGUCAAUUGUGAUGAUCUUCUGCAUACACGUUGAUCCAGACUGACAUUAAAGUACAAAACCCAGCGUUCUUGCACUCUGACUACACGUGUUAUAGUGUAGACGCAAUACAGAGCACUGCCCUCUAUUAGUCGCAUAAUCUAAGAGACUAUGUUUUAUAUAAGACUCAUGAGAUUUUUAUCCCACUAAAUAUGAGCAUCCCAAUUUCCAAAGGUAUAUACAAGCAUGUUAUAGCAGUUUGUUCAACAAAACUGGCAUUUAUUAGCUGUUUUGAAUCUAUUAGUACAGUAACUUUGAUCUAGGUUCUUGUUCUUGUACAUUUUCUGUAACCAUUUCUACCUCAUUUUUUUUUU